Messenger RNA from Vollenhovia emeryi, 1267 nucleotides. RefSeq names its product protein lin-7 homolog C (gene veli). The record is from RefSeq and is a predicted model, not a curated record. Gene Ontology annotation, biological process: neurotransmitter secretion; protein localization to basolateral plasma membrane; maintenance of epithelial cell apical/basal polarity. Gene Ontology annotation, molecular function: protein binding. Gene Ontology annotation, cellular component: synapse; cell-cell junction; basolateral plasma membrane. The transcript has 5 exons. The coding region runs from base 286 to 882 and encodes 198 amino acids. NCBI's taxonomy places the organism in Eukaryota, Metazoa, Arthropoda, Insecta, Hymenoptera, Formicidae.
CGAGAUAGCAGUCUAGUUUAGUAUAGUCAUCUGUGGAGCUAGUGCGUGCAUGCCCGUCCCUACUUUCCUAUGUCUGUCCAUGGUCGUGUGCUGUUGACUUUAAUCUCAUCGAUUUGAGCGAGUGGAACUGAGCACUGACCUAUUUACUAUUGAGAGUACUCGGCAUUACUUGAACGCAGUAUUACGGUGGCGAGUUAAUAUAUUGCGUUGAAUUGCAUAUUUGUCGAUGUUUGCCAGCGCAUGCACAUAGAAGAGGAGGAAAAUCAUAAAUUGUAACAUAAAAAUAUGGCUACCAUGGGCGAGCCUCUUACUCUAGCAAGAGAUGUCAAGAGGUCUAUAGAAUUGUUAGAUAAACUGCAAAAAGGAGGAGAGGUUCCCACAACAAAAUUGGCAGCGUUACAAAAAGUAUUACAAAGCGAUUUUCUCAGCGCGGUACGGGAGGUAUACGAGCAUGUAUACGAGACUGUUGAUAUUCAGGGUUCACAGGACGUACGGGCGUCUGCGACAGCGAAAGCGACCGUCGCCGCAUUUGCGGCUAGCGAGGGUCACGCGCAUCCACGCGUGGUCGAAUUACCGAAAACUGAGGAAGGACUUGGCUUCAAUGUAAUGGGGGGUAAAGAACAGAACUCGCCGAUUUAUAUAUCUCGCAUUAUCCCUGGCGGUGUCGCCGACAGACACGGUGGCUUAAAACGUGGGGAUCAACUUUUGUCCGUUAACGGAGUGUGCGUCGAAGGUGAGAAUCACGAAAAGGCGGUUGAAUUAUUGAAGCAGGCACAAAAUUCCGUCAAGUUAGUAGUUCGUUAUACUCCACGUGUGCUCGAAGAAAUGGAAUUACGUUUUGACAAACAGCGGGCUGCCCGUAGACGUCAGCAUAUGCAAUAAAUAUUAUAAGUGCAAAAUAUUUAAUUCACUAAAGACAAAUUUAUCGACUAUGAUUUAUCUAUACAUCUAUACAUUUAAACUAUUUAUGCUCUAUAUAGUUAUAACUUAGCUAGCGUUCAACAUUCUAAUAAUUAUAUUCAUAUUCUCAUUCAUUAAUAAAUGUGACCCACAUACUCUGGUUCUUUAUGCUCAAUUCUUUAUACUACGUUUAUGUGAUUAAUUUUUAAAUACGUAUUCCAAUGUUCGAAUAUUUAAUAGAUUAUAUUGCUAACGCUGCGUGCAAAUUUGAAAAUUUUAUCAUUUGUUAUACGAAUAAUAAGUCACUUGAAAACUAUAAUGUAUGAAUGAACUGAUAAAAAGAAAACCAGUAGAGGUGAUAUAAAAA